GGCUCGUUCAAAACACACACACACAGGGAGAGCGAGCUCUGCCUUCUGUGGUUUUAUUUAUUCAUGUUUCGGUUUUGCCUUUGAACGCGUUGAAGUGUCGUUUUCUUUUCUGAAGCGACGCGUUUUCACUCGGAGCCGCUGCUCUCACUCGACUUUACACCCCCCUCAAAAUAACAGAGCAGGUGUGAUGGCGAAGAGGAUCGCGGAUAAAGAGUUGACGGACAGGAACUGGGAUCAGGAGGACGAGGGAGAGGAGGCGGGGACAUUUUCUAUUGCGAGUGACGAUGUGAUGAAGAAUCGAGCGAUUAAGAAAGCCAAACGCAGAAACAUUGGGUCUGAGGGUGAAGGUGCAGGAGCUUUCAAAGGUUUUAAAGGGUUUUCGCUGACGUCGGUGGCAGCGAGCGGCAGCUCAGCGCCAACCAUGUUUUCUGGUUUCGGUAACGGUGGAGGCUUUAAAGGCAUCAGCAGUCUGACCAACGGAAACAGCUCCGCGCCCUCGUUCGGAGGUUUCUCGUCUCCUGUGGCGUCCACUGCUGCUCCAGGUCUCACAUUCAACGGCCCCGCCUCCGGCAAACCUGCUGCCGCUGUCACAGCCAAGCAGACCAACGGCUCCACCCCUGGCUCCACCCAGAGCAGCGGCGGCGUCAGCAGCAACAAGGAGUACAGUAGACAGCUCACGGCUCUCAACUGCUCAGUGCGGGACUGGAUCACCAAACACGUCAACGACAACCCGCUGUGUGACCUCAACCCCAUUUUCAGGGAUUACGAGCGACACCUGGCGAGCAUCGAGCAGCAGUACGGCACUGCAGCAGCAGCAUCAGCAGACAGAGGCUCUGAGGAGAAGAAGGAUGGAACACUGGCGGCCGCAGCUUCAGCAUCUCCUCCUGCUUCAUCUUCCAGCAGCGGCAGCAGCUCCUCCGCCCCUGCCGGCAGUUUAUUCUCCUUCGGUAAGAAAACGACAGACACCUCAAGCUCCGCCACCACCGCUCCCAUCCCCGCCGGCAUCACAUUUAACUUCGGGCAGAAGGUGGACAGCUCCGUCCUUGGGUCUUUGGGCUCCAAACCCAGCUUCUCCUUCUCCUCGUCCUCCUCCAGUCAGAGUUCACUGUUCGGAGCGUCGGGAUCUGCCGCUCCUCUGUCCUUCAGCGGGGCAAAGUCUGACAGCGCGCCACCUGCUGGCGAGAACGGAGACGAAGAAUCGGACGAGCCGCCCAAACCCGAGGUCAAGGAGGUCAAGGAGGAUGACGCUUUCUACUCAAAGAAGUGCAAACUGUUCUAUAAGAAAGACACGGAGUUCAAAGACAAAGGAGUGGGGACACUGCACCUGAAGAACCUGGACGAGGGGAAGACGCAGAUGGUCAUCCGAGCCGACACCAACCUGGGAAACAUCCUGCUGAACAUCGUGCUGCAGUCGUCGAUGCCGUGCUCGCGCAUGGGCAAGAACAACGUGAUGGUCGUGUGCGUCCCCAACCCGGCCAUCGACGACAAGAACCCCGGCAGCCCAGUGCCGUUCCUCAUCAAGGUGAAGACGGGCGAGGAUGCCGACGAGCUGCACAAGACGCUGGAGGAGAAGAAAGUGUGAGGUCUUUUUUAAACAAGGUCUCUGAACUCCACACACACACACACCCAGUGUAUGAAACGGUUCAUCGCCACAGCAACAUCAUCUGUCGUCAUACUGUGAAAUAUCUGUUCGUUUUAAUCGUAAACGGCGCCGUCAUCGCCACAUUCCUCAGUCGCCGCCUCGGAAUCGGCUUUUACGCUUUUUUUUUCUCUCCUUUUUU
This is a messenger RNA of Solea senegalensis (Senegalese sole), 1781 nucleotides long. It is a transcript of the gene nup50, whose product is annotated as nucleoporin 50. The transcript has 8 exons. The record is from RefSeq and is a predicted model, not a curated record. Gene Ontology annotation, cellular component: nuclear pore. The coding region runs from base 188 to 1582 and encodes 464 amino acids. NCBI's taxonomy places the organism in Eukaryota, Metazoa, Chordata, Actinopteri, Pleuronectiformes, Soleidae. Gene Ontology annotation, biological process: protein import into nucleus.